AUGACUUGGAAUGAUUUGAAAAGAGUCUUCCUAGAGAGAUACUUUCCUGCCUCCAGGGCUGCAUCAAUCCGAAAAGAUAUAUAUGGUAUUAGACAGGGAAAUGAGUCAUUGGCUGAGUAUUGGGAGAGAUUCAAACAAUUAGUAUCCAGCUGCCCUCAACAUCAAAUUAUCGAACAACUGCUUAUUCAGUAUUUCUAUGAGGGAUUGUUACCAAUGGAUAGAAACAUUCUUGAUGCUGCUAGUGAUGGAGCACUUGUUGAUAAAACUCCAGUUCCUGCUAAAGCCCUGAUUGAGAACAUGUCACUCAACUCCCAACAAUUCACAACCAAAAAUAAUUUUAUGGUCCAAAUAAAAGGUGUGAAUGACAUUCAGGUUUCCUCUUCCAACAAGGCCUUAGAAACCAGAAUUGAAGAGCUUACUUCUUUAGUGAAACAAAUGGCAGUGAGUAAACCUCAAACAACAAAUUUGUGUGGUAUUUGUACUUCUACUGAACAUCCAACUGACACAUGUCCUAUUCUUCAAGAUGAGUCGGUCACUCAGUUGCCUCAAGCAUAUGCAGCUAACUUUUUCAACCAAAGCAACAAUCAGAAAGGGUACAACAUUCCUGACUUGUCCACCAACAAAUAUCAUCCCAAUCGGAGGAACCAUCCAAACCUUCGAUAUGGAAACCAGCAGCCCACCCAACAACAAUUAGUCACACCCCUGCCACAGACCACUCCCCAAGUCUCCACCUCUGCACCUUCCGGACCUUCAUUAGAGGAUCUUGUCAAACAAAUGACUGUGAAUAAUCUCCAAUUUCAGCAACGAACAAAUUCCAGUCAUAAUGCUAAUGUGAGUGCAAUUUCGUUGAGAUCCGGGAAGGUAACAGAAUCAUCCCCAGAAAAAAAUAAAAAAUUUCUUGAGGUAACACCUGAACCUUCUUCCGUUGUGAUAGAAACUGAACCCUCUGUUGUGGUAGAAACUGAAAAAGAAAAAGAGAAGGAGUAUGUGCCACCAGUUCCCUUCCCACAUAGAAUACUGAAAAAUAAAAGGACUGAUAAUGGAGACAAUGAGAGAGAGAUUUUAGAUGUGUUCAGAAAAGUGGCGGUAAACAUUCUGCUUCUUAAUGUUAUUAAGCAGGUUCCAAAGUAUGCAAAAUUUCUAAAAGACUUGUGCACAAGUAAGAAAAGGUUGAAGGGCAAUGAGAGAGUAAAUUUGGAACAAAACAUUUCAGCCCUUAUCCAGCCUAAACAUUCACCAGAAAAAGCUACUGUUUCAUCCCUCAAUCAGGCCAUACCCCAAAAGCGAAAGGAUCCAGGAACUUUUUAUAUUCCAUCAUACAACAUACAUUUUAAUCAUUCAACUAGCGAACAGAAGUAA
Messenger RNA from Lathyrus oleraceus (garden pea), 1359 nucleotides. RefSeq lists its product as uncharacterized. The transcript is spliced from 3 exons. The record is from RefSeq and is a predicted model, not a curated record. NCBI's taxonomy places the organism in Eukaryota, Viridiplantae, Streptophyta, Magnoliopsida, Fabales, Fabaceae. The coding region runs from base 1 to 1359 and encodes 452 amino acids.